GGAACAAUAACAGCCGGACGCUGUAUGAAGGUGUAUGAUGUUACGGAAUGAGAUACUUUCAGUUCUGUUUCUUGAUAAAGGUGAAAAAAGUCCUCGAUACAACUUGAGAUUCUUUUGAUAAUGUAUAGUCUAAGACAGUACGUGCAUGAUGAUGGACCUUUAAUCCUGGAUGGCGGACUUGCAACUGAACUAGAAGCGCAAGGAGUUCAUUUACAGGUAAAACAAUUUUUUACAUAUUUAAGAAAUACAACAACAUUGACUACGGUCUCUGUCUUAUACAAAGGCAUUGAUUCUCAUUUGAAUUUUUGUUAUUCAAGCAGGAUGGACCUCACAACUUUAUAUAGCCUACAAUUUUGCCGAUUUAAACAUGUAAUUUGGCAAUAUUCUCACUUUUAUAUGCGUUUUAAAUUAAACUAAAAGAUAUUGUGGUGUUUAUCAUGUGAUUUGCUUUAUGCAUUUAGAAUUGAAGCCUACAUCUUGCAUACGUUUUAAUAAAACAAGAUUAUAACAGUUUAAUAGAAAUAUCGACCAAGUAUUUACUAACUUCUGUUGUCUUAGUACAUUUAUCGUGUUAAAGAAAUUGCUCAUGGUUAUCCUCGAUAAGCCAUGCAACCGGAGAAAGAAAGGCUGAGUCAUCUCCCCGUGAAAAGUAUCGACAACCUCAGGGCCCAACAAAAUAUUUCCACUGUCCCAGAUAAUAACAGUGUUUUGCAGCUGAUAGCAGAAAAGAUACUAAGAAAUUAAAAGUAAGGAUAGCUGUAUUCAAAAAUAUUUUAUAACUAAUACAAGAAGUUGAUGAUAACUAAUAUGUAAUAGGUUAGAAACAGAUCAAGUAAAAGUAUGUGGAUACUAACUAAAAGUUUAAAUAAAUAAAAAUGAAGUUGUUUGUCCAAAUUACAGUACUAAAUAUGUAGUUAAAAGGGCUUGAUUACUAUCAGUAGCUAUGGGUGAGACUUGAUGAACUUAGGCCCUCCCAAAUGGUCCUCAUAUUAACCGAGUCUGAAGGCUUCUUGACAGCUCAUUUUCAUGCUCUACAUCUUAUCAACAAGAGUUAAUGUGAUGCUGUUAAUGUGCUUUUUGGUGCCUGUGACGUUACCUGUGAUAUGGCUUUAAUACUUAACUGGUCUUCAUUUAGUCCAUCUGUUCUUACAUCUUCUUUAUGUUGACAUACAUGCUGCAGAACCCAUUAAGAAGGUUGUUUUUAGGUUAGGUAGGCCCAAUAGUUUACUCUUUGGUUACCCUUAUGUGACCCUAUUGUGUGUUUAUUAUUGUACUUUUGCAUUUAUCUCUGAUAAAGUAACACUUUAAAUGAAAUUUAAAUGUUUAUACUAUUUCGUUGCAUGAUAAAAGUAGUGGACCAUAUUACCUAAAUUCCCCAACAGAUGGCACUACUUUCUCAUUGAUUAUUAUUCUGGCAAUACUUGAUACAUAAAUUUAGCUCAAGGUUUUUGUAAGUGGGGUUGUCGAUCCCUGGGGGAUGUCCAGGUGCAGUAGGGGUUGCUGAAACUUGGAAAUCAGGGAAAAUUAACAGAGGAGUGCCCCACUAUACUGUUUAAGAUUCACAUGAAUUACAGUGGGUGUUUACUACAGAAGACAUGUUGAAUGAAAUGAAUGAAUAAAAUAGGGGAAAAUGUCUAAUGCUAUACUGAGGGUCCUUGUCAUGGCUAAGUUUCAGGACCCCUGCCCUAACCUAAAUAUUAUUCUCUUAAACUGUUAAACUUACUGAGAAUAUUAUAUGAAAUUGUCUAUAAACUAUGGAUAUUCAUAAUGAAAAUAAAGCCUAAAUAAUAAAUGAUAAUAAAUAAAUAAAUGAAUAACAAUUGUGUCAACCUUGCACUCCAUGUGGACAGAGCAGUCUUUGGUUAUCUUGUCCUCUACAUGUUUAAAUGGUGUCUUCUCCCAAAAAAAAUCUCCUCAUCCAAGCUUUUAUGUUUAGAUAUAUCAUUUGUUGUGAUUAUUUUGUGUGGAAAUUGUAAAAGGCAAUGCUGUUUCUUCAGCAGCUUAGCGGACAUCUACCCCCUCUCAACAGUUUCAGGCACUGAAAACCACAAUAUAAAAAUUGUCAGUUUUGUUCCAGGUAGUCCUAUCUCUUCCUUAACAUGAAAUGGCAUCAACAUGAACUAUUUCCUAAAUAUAAAAAAAGUCCUCAUAGGAGCUUUAAUGUUAACCAAAGUUUUAUACAUGAAAUAAACUCUUACACUUAAAUAAAUAAAUCACAAACAGUUUUUAUAAACAAGCACUGAAAUGUCAGUUUUAUUGCACAUGCAGGGAGAUCCUUUGUGGAGUGCUAGGCUCCUGCAUACUGACCCCCAGGCCAUAAGAGACGCUCAUCACAGGUAAGGUUCAUGCUAAUUAUGAAACCUGCUCAGAAAAAAAAAAAAUCUGCCGACUUUGAAUUGAAAUGGUUUAUUUUAACCAUUUCAAUUCACAGCAAUAUGCAACUCUUCAACUGAAAAUGCAAAAUACUUGUUCUAAGCUUCACAAAUGCAAGGUUUUUCUGCUUUAGCAUCAUAAAGGUUUUAAAUUUGGGGGAAUACAUUUUUGAUCAGCGAUAUCCACUUGUCAACCUCAGGCUUUAUAAAGAGCUGAGUUGAUUUUGACACCCCCCCUGUGGACAAGGCAGUAUAACUAGUCUCUGCUGAUGUUAGGCAUGAAAAUUUUUUGUUUGUUUUUUUUGACAAAAAAGUUCCUUCCUGUGAAUGUAAGUUAUUAUAUGUUUUCUUUAGGCUAAACCAUUUGCAGAGUUUGUUGAAUAUCGAUAAAGAAAAGUAGAAUUAAUUUAUCUGAGUAUGUGCAGGUUUAUCGUCAGUGGUGCUGAUGUUAUCACAACAGCCACAUACCAGGCCAGUGUCAGAGGAUUCAUAGAUCACCUAAAUGUGAGCUCUGAUCGCGCCCGAGAGCUGCUGAUGUCUGGAGUUCAGCUCGCCAAAGAGGCUGCAGAGAGAUUUGUCUCAGAAAGUCAUUCAAAAGGUACAAUAUGAAGCUGUUUUUGAUGUAUUUCAAACUGCACAAACUUUGACUUAGCAAAUUUUGAUUCUGUUACAUUGAUUUCAACUCUACAGAGCGGAGACCUCCUCUAGUGGCCGGCUCUGUCGGACCAUAUGGAGCCUUUCUUCACAAUGGAUCAGAGUACACAGGGGCAUACGCAGAGGAGAUGAGUGUUGAGGUACAUUGGAUCAGAAACUGUGAACAAUAUUGUGCAUGAUUUAUAAAGCUGAAAACAGACAUGGAAUACACAGCAAAAACUCAUCUGACAAAAUACAAGGAAUUAAUUGUCACAAGAAGUGCAAUGCUGCAAGUGCUAAUAAUAAUAAUAAUAAUAAUAAUAAUAAUAAUAAUAAUGAUAAUGCAUCAAAUUUUAUAGUGCUUUUUAUCAGUGACCUCAAAGCGCUUUACACUGGAUACAUCAUUCAUUCACUCACACAGUCACACUUUGGUGGUGGUAAACCACCUUAGUAGUCACAGCUGCCCUGGGGCAGACUGACGGAAACGUGGCUGCCAGUUUGCGCCUACGGCCUCUCUGACCACCACCACCACACAAUACUCACAAUCAUACACCAGUGGAGGACACACACACUGGUAGCAAGGUGGGUUAAGUGUCUUGCCCAAGGACACAACGGACAGACUAGGAAUAGGACGGGGCUCGAACUGUCAAUCUGUGCUGUCAUUUUCGAUACUUCACCUUUUGUGGUUUUCACUUGUUUUGCAGUGUAACUUUAUAUUUGCCCAGAUGUGCAUAGAUAUAGUAGUUUCAGUGUUAAGCAAUGUUUGCUGAGUUACAAUCAAACGAUCUCAGGCAUUUUUUUCCUCCUGUUCUCUCAAGGAUCUUAAAGGCUGGCAUCGGCCUCAGGUUGAAUGUUUAGCAGCAGCAGGAGUCGAUCUUAUUGCCUUUGAGACGAUCCCGAGUAUCAAAGAGGCAGAGGCUGUGGUGGAGCUGCUCAAAGAGUUUCCAAACUGUGACGCCUGGCUCUCCUUCUCUUGUAAGGUGACUGUGAUCAACAAUAACCAUUCAUGGCGUAGAUUUCAUUCAAAACACUGCUUCUUCUCCAGACUGAAAAAUACAAAGGGACCAAAUCACUCCUAAGCUGCUUUCUCUCCACUGAUGCAGUUCGGAUGCAUAACUGCAACGAUGGGUGUCCGAAGUUAGACACAGUUGCAGAAAAGGUUUAACAACACUAAAAACUUUUGUUACUGAUGAUGUUGUGGCACAAAUUCAUCCAGUUCAGAGUGCGCAGGUGAGCUUACAGCUGGUAUUAAAGUAGAAUGGAGAAAACCUGAGAAGUUGAGGAGAAAAGCAGUGUGAGUAGUACCUGUAUAACACACACUGCAUGUGUUUGUGAUAUUAUCUUAGACACUCAAAGUCUCCUGUCCUGUUACUGUCAGUAGAUACUCUGCUAAUUCUGAUGAUGACUAAAACUGAAGAAGGUCUGAGAACUGCACAAUGUAAAGCAAUAUAGAAAAUCUAGUGAUUCCUAAGUGGAGAUGAGAGUUUGCAGGAGUGUAUUUAUUUAUUGGAAAACGCUUUACUUACUUGCUCACUUACCGCUGUCUCAAAAAUAAACAGCCUAAUUGCUGGGGUGAUCUCCAACAUGUGUUACGUGCUGUAGUGUGUAAUGCAUGCUUAGUAGUGUGUCAUUUUCACUGUUGUGUGUUGUGUAUAAUGUGAAGUUAACAUAUGAUUCUAACUGUUAAAAAUGUUUUAGACAGCAAAAUCAGAGGUUUCUUUUUAGCCUUUACCCUUUCAGAUAAGAUUGUUCAUAUCCUAAUAGAUUUGAACAUUGAUAUCUUGUCAUAGUUAUUCAUUUUUGCACAUUUCAUUGGUCAGCCUUGGUUUUUUUUUUAAAUGUGCUAUAUGAAUAAAUUUGAAUCGACUUGUUGAGUAAAUGUCUCUCUCUGUUCAUCUUUUUUUAAUCCUGUCAGGAUGGGAGUCAUAUAUCAGAUGGCAGCCUGUUCACUGAUGCAGUGCAGGUUGCUAACACAUCCACUCAGCUGGUGUAUGUAGGAGUAAACUGUUGUUCUCCAGAGCUGGUGGAGCCACUGCUGGACUCUGCUGGGUCUUUGCUGAGCCCCCACUUGAGCUGGGUGGUUUAUCCUAACAGUGGGGAGGAGUGGGACACAAGGGAGGGGUGAGUAUGCAGUCAAGUUUGAAUACUUUAACAAUAAUUAUAAUGAUGAUGAUUAACUUUAUUUAUACAGCACUUAUCCAAACAGGAUUACAAAGAUCGAAACUUCUUUGAUGCACUUGAAUGCUUUUGUGCAAUAAACUAGAACUUUCAAAGUGUUGUUUGUCUUUCACAAAUAACUGAAUCAAUCUGCUUGUUUUCAUAAAAAGGUGGCUCACGUCAGAAAAAAGGUCAGCAUCAAUACCUAAAUUUAGUCACGCGUGGAAGAAGCAAGGCACAGCUUUGAUAGGUAAGAAUAACCUUUGCCUCUUCUGUUCUUUUUUGUCAUCCCACUCUCUGUUCAUGACUGAUUUUCUCUCUGUCACUCAGGUGGCUGUUGUCGAAUCAGACCCACUCACAUAGCAGAGUUGAGACGAGAGCUGAAAAGAGGCCGCACAACUGCAAAGUGAAGUGGACGGAAACUGUGAAACUUCUGAAGAAAGAUGUCUGUCCCAGGAGUUUAUAAAAAAAUCUUCAUUUAUUGUAAAAUUAAAUAAAUAAAUAACCACUACAUCAAAUCACAGGAGGAAUGACAAGAGUGGUGGGAUCAGAGACAAAUGGCACCAUAAAGGUGUCGUGAUUAAAUGUGUCUGAAUAUAAACAUGAAAAUAAACCAUGCAGGCUUUAACUCUCUUAGGUUUCACAUUUGGAUUGAUUACCAGGGAUAGAAUACAAACUGUAUAGAAAGAUGGACGACAAGACAAAUCCAUAAAAGUGAGGCCCAACUGUUGUGAGCCCCCUCUGCUGACUGGCUACAGUAUAGGUCAUAGACCUGCCUCUCUAUUUGGACAGAUGAGCCAUGGGGCGAGCUUUAUAAUAAUACUAAUAAAAAACAUGGCAGAGAAAUGUUUGUUAUACAGUUUCUGUCAUUUUAGUUCUUGAAAUGCAGAUUUAUGCCCUACUGUUGAUUGAUCUGUGGAGUGUAGAUUUAAUUAAGUUAUUUGAUGCAUCAGUAACAUGUCAAACAUUCAGAUUGUCAGCUAUGUUGGUAAAUGAGAUGUCCCAAACACUUAAGAGUCCUUCAACUUUCCAUCCUUGUGAUUGCUGCUUGAAACUGAUGCAAGACUCUGUUUGGCUGGGGUCACUGUAAGUCACCACAUUUCCCCAUUUACAUAAGCAUUAGGAUUCAGCAUAGACUGCGAGUCUGUUACAAAGAAGGGCACGCUAAUGUGCAUAUACCAAACACCCUGAUAGCCAAUUAGAAUGAAGAUUCCCUGGUGGUGUACAUCAGUAAUGGACCAGUGGAAGUCCUUUCAUCAAAAAAAUGGAGAACUAACCAAUCAGGACGUCAGACCUGAGCUACAGGAUACAACUUUUGAAUAUUGAGACAGCAAGAAAAAAAGAGCUUGCUCAGGAAAAAGGGAGUGUAGUGGUCAGAUUAUCUGUUAAGUUGUUGAAAAACAAUAAAUCUUCACAAUGUGGUCAACUUCAACCAUGUUUGAUGUCAUCAGGCUUAAAUGAUAUGAAUUAGCCUCUUCUCUAUUGCAUUACAUCAUAGACAAGCAAGUGGAGCGAGUUAUUUGUGCAAACAAGUUCAGGUGUUCAGAUACAUGUGAAUUAAGCAACUUAGCACUUUGUUUUGCGUUUGGUGUGACGCUACAUGAAAAAUAGCAUGUGCUCACUUCUGCAAAAUCUGUUUGUCCUCAGUUAUGAAUUCAAGUUUAAAAAAGGAUUCACUUUUCUCAUAUUCAGGAGCAGGCUGUCAUCACUUUUCUUGUGAAAUCACAGCUUAAUUACAUUUCAAAUCUAUCUUUUUAAUCAAAUUAUGUUUUGUUUUGUUUUUUUUUUGUUAUAGUUUUACAGUAUUUUUCUAAUAACUGUUUUUAUUUUUUGUAAAGUUGAUGGCUUUAUUCGCAAUGAUUUUGCCACUUUAUUCCUGCAGCUUUUCAUCUUUUCUCUUGUUAAGGUGCUUUUUUCACAGCUGAAGGCAUGGAAAGUUCUGACCUAUUUCUCGUGAUCUUAAUUUUUAUAAUUCCUAGAUAUGGGCUUUAAUUUCUGUCACAGGAGGAUUCAUCAUGUGGUUUGGCUUCUACUACCAUCUAUAGGCUUUUAUUUCGCAGUGCACCACAGAUGAUGUCCCCUUUAAAGCUGCUUACAUUUGUUAUUGGAUCGAUUCUGUAACAAAUGCACUGAUGCUGUUAUUGGCAAAGAUACCUGUUAUUUUGCCAUUCAGAUUUUCCAAGCACAGUCCAAAUCUCUCCUGCCUACACUCCGGCUCUAAAAGUCAUCAUAAAAUGCAAUUUAUCAGAGCCAAUCAAAGAAGGUACUGUAGCUUCAUCUUUUUUACAGUGAGAGGAAGUGGAAAUGUGUCGUCCAUCUUUCCAUGCAGUCAGUAGGAUUGAGCAUCUCCACUAUCAUUUCUGUACAGCUCCAGUCUUCUAAAAAACUGGGAUCAACACCCGUGUAACAGUCUCACAGUAGGUUUCACAAAGCACAACAAAAUGUCAGCUGCUUUCACGACACUGAAACUGGACAGAGUUUCCACUGAACUGAACAGACCACUGGACACCAGGAGCAGCAGCUCACCUGUACAAGGUAACAUGGAGGAGUGUCAUGUUUGAACAGAAAAUACAGCAAAUGUGUUUCUGAACAGCACUAACGUGACUUCAAAUGUGCUCUCUAACAGGAUCAAUGCAGUGACUGUGUGACAAAAGCAUAAUAAGAGCUGUAUGUGUGUGUGAUGAGUAGUGGUAGAAUGAGAUUAAAAUAAUACAGUAGUGUGAACAUGUUGAAAACACCUAAAUUCCUUUUAGUUAUUAAAUGAUAGACAGAAAAAAUGACUGAAACAACUUACAAUACAGCUGCCAUAAAGAUAACACCUCUCUCCCUGGUUCACGGGUAUGUACCAUUUCUAAAAUCCAUGACUUGGCCCAAAAAUGUGAGCAUAGCCAUCAGACUGUCUUAAAAUUUCAACUUUCAAUUUAGGGGCAAGUCUGUUAAUUUUCUGUCUUUUACAUCAACAAAUCCCAUGAAACACCAUUAAAAAGCAAGAAUUGGUCCUUUAAACCAUGUGUCGUUGUACCCAAAGCUUGUUUUCUCCGCGCUGAAGACUUCCAUUCAAUCUAAAAUCUACCAAAGCACACCAUUAGCUAAGUGAUUUUUUGAGCUUUGUAAUUUCUAUUAGUGUAUCCCCAUAAUUUCCUAAAGCGAACCUUUCUAAAAGGAUCAAUAAAGUCUGUCUUAAAUUAUCGAGUCUAAUUUGCUGUCUUGUCAUCUUCAAGAAGAAGGGAUGUCCUGAUCCAGAUUUAAAAAACUGAGACUGAGCCCAUCUGGGAUUUUUUUUUCUUUUCAAAGUUAUGUUUUUGAUCACUUUUGCCCAUAUUGAAUAUGAAUACUGAAUAGAUAAGGGGGUAGAGAGUGGAGAAGACAUACAGUAAAGGGUCAUUACCAACAACUGCUGCAACAGGUAAUACAGCCUAUGCUAGUGGGGCACCCUUAGUCAGUUGAAUAAAGGCUGGGGCAUCACAGCCUAGCAGUCUGAGAAUCAGUGAUUUGAGCCACUCAUGCCACCCUGAUCAUUUCCAUCAGCUGCUGCACAACAAGGGUUCAAUUUAUGGACAUCUUGGAAACUCUGUAACUAAAAUGUCAGCCAUGUGGAAAUGUAUAAAAUAUUUUGUAAGUGGCAGCUGGACUGUUUUUCAUUUUCCAUUUUAAAUUAUAAUAGUUUUUAAAGGGGGUAUCAAGAACAGAUGCACUCAGUACUAUAAGCUUGAUACAUCUAAAAACUUAACAUGCAAAAUCAUAUGGCCUGUUCAUUACAGUAACGGAGAAAAGGAUGCUGCCCUGUUAGAGCCCGAUAAGUAACAAUGACCUGAAAUGUAAUUGAAAAAAAAUGUUUUAAAACCCAAAAUAUAAUAACUAGUCGAUAAUGUGACAAGAUUCUGAGACCAAAACAUAAUAACUUUUUGCACUUUAGGCAACUCUUUUGUAACAUUAUUGACAAAUUACGUCAUGUUGGGCUCUAUCAUAUUGAGCCCAAAAAAGAGUGAAAAUUCCACAGAGAUCACACAGUAGGUGAUAGCAUUCUUCAUUUUGGACAACCAGCCCAUCUUUGUGGUAGAAAAUCCAAGUUUUUAACUUCUUUUAGAGCUCUGGGAUCCAUGCUAUGUCCUGCCUUCUUGAUACUAGAUGUUAUUAAAUUUCACUAAGCAAUUUCACCAAUCUGAGUAAUGUUUUGCUUUCAUAUUCAAGUUUUACAAGCUAGUGGGACAAAGCUAAAUAAAAUAAGCUGACGACAUCUUUUAGUUCAUGUUGAACCAAGUUAUUUCUGUACACCCAAAAAACAGCGCGCAGCUCUAUGAUCUAAAGAAAUGCAAGUAUCUGGUCAGAACUCUGUAUCAGAUAUCUGAUCAGGAUCAGGGGCGAAAACAGUCGUUUAGAAAAUCCCUACUGAAUAUUAUUUGGUGCAAUAAUGUAUAUCAAUCUUUCCCCUAAAGUUCUCUCUAAAAAAUUGCACUGUACUGUCACCUGAGUGACAUUUUCCAAGAACUACACGGUCUCCUCUUUUUGGAAACUAUUCAGCUUUUUUAAUGGCUUUAUUGUCUUUUAACCACCAGGCGGAGCAGCUGAACUGUCCUGGUUCAGUUUCACAGCUCUAAGUGUCAUUUUUCCAGAGCAGUAGGCAGCUAUCUGAAACCCUUGGGAAAACCCACUUUGCACCAUGUGCUCAGCAUUUAGUUUCCGGCAGGGCAAAAUCCAGGAGUGGCUAAAGAGCCAAGUAAAGUCGGGCUAAGGGCCUAAACAGGACAAAACAGCAGAUUCUAGACUCCUACUGAUGCUUCCAAUGCUCUAAGAACGAGUGUGGUCUAGACCUGCUCUUUUUGGAAAGUGUGUUGAGAUAAUGACUGUUGUGAUUUGGUGCCAUAUAAAUAAAAAUUGAUUAAUUGAUUGAUAUAUCAGCUUUAAAUGUACUACAGGUUCAAAAGUCUAAAUAUAAUGUAUAAAAUUGAAGUUGAACGAGUAAGUUUUACGGAGAAAGUUUAACAGAGAUGAUAAAGUAGCACAUUGAUGGAUUUGGUUUUUGCAUGGGAUUUAUUAGAAGUAAAAAUGACCAGACUUUUCCUGGACAGAUGUACCUCUUGGCUGCUGUGUUGUAUUCUACGUCUCUCUGUAAAUCCUGUUAAACCUGUUCAGUCCAUGUUGUCUUCCUCCAGGUCGCUGUCAGGUGAGCUCCUCUGUCUGUGCUCGGCUGUGUUGGACUGGCGUUUCCAGCUGCUGUCUUUCUGACUCCCCAUACUGUGUGAGCGUCCCAGGUUGGCCAGACGCUUCGAUGGAAUCCUGUCUUCUGGUUCAUUGGAGGCGUGGGCUCGCUCUGCACUCGAGUGGUGAAAGUCGUGCCGCAGGUUCUCCAGGUUCAGAGCCCAGGGGCCAAGUUUCUGCCAGUUCACCCUCUGGAAGGCCAUGAUGCAGUGCAGGUUAC
Xyrichtys novacula (pearly razorfish) is the source of this 10581-nucleotide messenger RNA. The record is from the annotation of a GenBank genome assembly. NCBI's taxonomy places the organism in Eukaryota, Metazoa, Chordata, Actinopteri, Labriformes, Labridae.